This is a messenger RNA of Oreochromis aureus, 1504 nucleotides long. RefSeq names its product transmembrane protein 176 (gene tmem176). Lineage: Eukaryota; Metazoa; Chordata; Actinopteri; Cichliformes; Cichlidae. Gene Ontology annotation, cellular component: membrane. The record is from RefSeq and is a predicted model, not a curated record. Bases 139 to 759 code for a protein of 206 amino acids. The transcript has 7 exons.
GUUCCCUCUGCCCCUCCCCGUCUCCCACCAGCUUGUUUGCUCUUAUAAACGUCCCCUCAGACACUGGUCUGAAAAACAGGAGGCGCAUUAAAAGAAGAAGUAUUCAACUGAAGGCUAAAGUGAUCAGCAGAAAGGGUGAUGGCAGUGUCAGUUUCCAGGGAUCUCACAGUACGGGUGCUGGAAGACCCGAAUACUCUCAAGCUUGCGGAGAGACAGCAGGCACUGAAGAUUGCCAUCCAGAAAGGAGAACCCAAAUGUCUGGGGGUUAGUCAGGUGAUGCUAGGACUGAUGGUCAUGUCCUACUCCAUUCCUCUGCUCUUCACUGAGUUCACAGAGGUGGUCGCCCUGGGAGUUCCUUGGUGGAGCGGCCUGAUGUUCAUCACAGCAGGAGCAGUGUCAAUAUUCUUGGACAAACACUGCACCAUGAAGAUUCUGCAGCUGUGUCUCACGAUGAGCAUGGUGUCUGUUAUGCUGUCAGUGGUGGCUGUGAUCAUCUACUCUGUGGACAUGAACAAGAAUCCUGAGGAACCUUGCAUGAAAACUACAGAAGACAAAAGAUGUGACGAAAAGCACUACGAGACGAGGCUGAGCAGGGGAGUGAAGUCGUCCCUCCUUGUCUUCACUGUGGCCCAGACAGUCAUCGCUGCCAUUCUCUGUGUCCUUCUCUUCAGGCAGAGGCGUAGCUUUGUAUCAUACACUCCUCUCGGUCAAGCAGCUCCACCCACUUCAACUCUGCUUACGUCCCCCGACCUGAACUGAUCAGUCAUCCAUUGACUGAUUGAUCAGCUGUGUCCUGAUGAUUGAAAGUCUUGAAUUUGUCUAUCCACUUACAUCUACCACUUAUUUACUCUGCUACCUGGCAUGUUUGCACAAGUGUGCCAGUUCUGUCAAAGGGCCUUUCACACAGACGUAAUAACUGUUCAACACUGGAUUAAUGGUUCAUGGACAUCAGAGUACAUCAGAGUCUACACAACCGUACUUUUUAUGUGUGACAGAUGAUGUCACAUAUUAUGUAUGUGGAGCUUUCGGCUAUGUCCAGUCACAACUGCUGAAUAGCAUACAGGGACCAUAUAGAAAUGCACUGCCUUGAAAGAAAAAAUGGAUCAUGGCUUUUGUAUCUGAAGAAUUUCAUAGUUGAAAGAUCCUGAUUUUGUAAUCAAGAGAAAAGGUUCUGCAAUUUUCAAAUGACAUAAACAAGAAACUUCACUAAAUGUUGAAGAAACGUACCUGCAUGAAGAAGGCACCCAGUCAGAAACAAACCCUGUGACUUCUUUUUCACAGUCCAGUCCAGUUUUUUUUCCUCUUUCAGUUUUAAACGCAUGUAUGGCGCAUAGGAUACAAUAUUGUGUGCAGUGUUUAGACUAUGUUUAAAAUAAAAAUAUGUUAUUAUGAUAAGAUUGUGUUAAGAGAAUUGCUCAUGCCAUCUUUGACAGUAUUUUGUGUAAAAUUAGAAAACAAAGUCAUAAAUGAAUAAACACAUCAAACCCACUGUGUGAAACAAAAA